AGUAAAGUACUGUUACCUCAUAAAGUUGCAGUCUUGAUUUGUGAGUUGAGAGGGACCAACACCUCUUCCUUUUCCCCUAUACCACUUCUUGUUCCCUUUCUUGUUUACUCCUUUUACCCUUUUGGUUUUUCAACUAAAAAAACCUUAAUUUGCUGUUGAUAUUUCUAAUGCUACCAGAAAUGGGGUCAGAAGGAUCAUCAAGAGUUGUAGUCCCGAGGAAUUUCAGAUUAUUGGAAGAACUUGAAAGAGGAGAAAAGGGAAUAGGGGAUGGAACUGUUAGCUACGGGAUGGACGACGCAGAUGAUGUGUACAUGCAGUCAUGGACAGGAACUAUAAUUGGUCCUCCUAAUACUGUACAUGAAGGGCGCAUCUAUCAGUUGAAACUAUUUUGUGGAAAGGAAUAUCCAGAUCAGCCACCUGGUGUAAGGUUCCAGUCCAGGAUUAACAUGAGUUGCGUAAAUUAUGAAACUGGUGUGGUAGAGCCAAGUCUUUUCCCCAUGCUUGCUGACUGGAAGAGGGAAAACACAAUGGAGGAUGUAUUGAUGCAAUUGAAAAAGGAAAUGAUGUCUCCCCAAAAUCGAAAGCUAUCUCAACCUUCUGAUGGCAAUGAAGAGGGUCGGGUGGAUCAAAAAGGCCUAGUUGUGAAAUGCUGCAUUAUGUAAGUUGGAUAAAAUACUGAAAGAUAAUAAUGUAUAUAAACCUUAAUACGUAGACAAUUCCAAUCUUAGCAUGUAUAAGUAUCUGUAUGUUUUGUAUUUCUUAUUGAAUCCUCCUUAAUUCUGGGAUGGAUUGAUGUUUAAUGCCAAUUAUCCAACUCUCUGAAUAA
Messenger RNA from Lycium ferocissimum, 826 nucleotides. RefSeq names its product ubiquitin-conjugating enzyme E2 variant 1B-like. Gene Ontology annotation, biological process: DNA damage tolerance; protein K63-linked ubiquitination. The record is from RefSeq and is a predicted model, not a curated record. Bases 168 to 662 code for a protein of 164 amino acids. Gene Ontology annotation, cellular component: nucleus. The transcript is spliced from 5 exons. NCBI's taxonomy places the organism in Eukaryota, Viridiplantae, Streptophyta, Magnoliopsida, Solanales, Solanaceae.